AUGCUUCAACUACGAACUUUGUCAUGCCUGACGCUUUUCGUCUCCUCCCUUCUUUCAAGUUAUGGCGUUCAUGGGUUGGGAAUUUCUGAUCGCGAGGUUCAUUUACAGUUGGGUCCAAGAGAUCCGGCACCACCAGAAGCUGCACUCUUCGAGAUGAAGCAAUCUGGGAAUUCGGAACUUGGUUCAAUGCCGCUGAGUGGGAGAGAUCUUAUAGCUUCGUGGCUCGGGAAAAGAGAUUGUUUGGACGCUGGCUAUUCAGAAUGUCGUCAUAUGGCUGCUGUCCGACUGGUGAUACCUGCUGCCCUAUUUCUUGCUGUAAAGCGGGCAAAAGCUGUUGUCCAGGUUCGCGUUAUUGCGCUGAUCCUGGCGACAAGUGCUGCGGCACUUUGGGAACAUGUCCUUCAGGUUGGAAUUGUUGUGGGAUGCACAGCUUAUGUUACGGGUGGUGUAACAUCGACGCGUAGAGGCUCUCAAACCAGCGACGACGACCUAUCGACGACUUCGAGAUCGGCUGUCUCAGUACCGACAAUUACAAGUACAGAUACUACGACAACCACGACUCCUUUGACCGGUACACCACCGACGACUGUAGCAGUGCCUGUUGAAUAUUUCUUCACCAUUACCUGGACAUACUGGUACUGGUACUGGGUUUACAGCACAACGAGAUCAACAGUAACGACUAGUUCUACAUACUCCACAGUCACCACAACAGUUACAGUGACCAUACAAGAAACAAACUCUGCUAGUGCUAGCUCAAGUUUCCGCGCCUUGUCUGCUACAUUCCCGACGACUGCUCCUCCUGAGGCAUCAUCCGUGUACUCCGCUACGGCUUCUCCUCCCUCCAUACUUGGAGGAGCAGGAAACGAAACUUCAACACUUCCACCUGUGGUCGUGCCUACGAAUGGUGGCGGUAAUGGCGGUAGCGGGCCGGUUACGGUGACGGCCGGCUCUGUUGCUACUGGCGUUCGGAGUGCUGCUACGCACAUGGCAUCGAGUGUCACUUCCUCUUGGGUGAUGGCGACGUUUUUUGGAGGAUCUUUAAUUACUGGGAUUUUAAUGGUUUGGCUUUGA
Molecule: messenger RNA, 1071 nt
Organism: Glarea lozoyensis ATCC 20868
Lineage: Eukaryota; Fungi; Ascomycota; Leotiomycetes; Helotiales; Helotiaceae
Exons: 4
Coding region: 1-1071 (356 amino acids)
Source: RefSeq, a predicted model, not a curated record